UUUCUAUUGAUUGUUCAAUUGAAUUUUUAUCAUUAUUCUUGAUAAGCAUAUGCAUCAGCUUCUUAAUUAAUCCUUUGUUAUUAUAUUAUUUUUCUUUUAGUUAUAUAGUGUGGAUAGUCAAGAAAUGGAAAGUAGUAUAGUUAAUGCUUCGGCUACUUCAAGAAAACGUAGAAGAGAUGAAGAGGAGGAAGAAGAACUUGAACAAAUAUUUUUCAUUAUUGUUAGUGUUGUCACUAUGCUUUUGGGUGCACUGACUUGGUAUCAUGACAAGUAUUUUGUUAAGGAACCUGCCCGAAAUUUGGAAUUAGAAAGGCAUAGUUUCCUCAAUCGUCUAUACAGGGGAACAGAAACUGAUUGCAUUGAACAAUUAAGGGUCAGUAAAAAGGCAUUUUUUAAGCUUUGUAGAAUUUUACAAGAGAAAGGGCAAUUGGUAAAAACAAAAAAUGUUCCUAUAGAUGAAGCUGUGGCAAUGUUUUUGCAUAUCCUUGCUCACAACCUAAAGUAUAGAGUUGUGCACUUUAGUUAUUGUAGAUCCAUGGAAACAAUUAGUAGGCAAUUCAAGAAUGUCCUGCGAGCUAUAAUGAAAGUAAGCAAAGAAUAUUUGAAGUUCUAUGAGUAUAAUCUAGAGGGCUCGGUGGAAAACAAAUGGAGAUGGUUUAAGAAUUCGAUUGGAGCACUUGAUGGGAUACAUAUUCCAGUAACAGUUUCUGCAGAAGAUAGACCUAGAUAUCGUAAUAGAAAGGGUGAUAUCUCUACAAAUGUUUUAGGAGUUUGUGGUCCAGAUUUAAGGUUUAUAUAUGUGUUGCCCGGGUGGGAAGGGUCAGCAGGAGAUUCUCGAGUAUUGCGAGAUGCUUUGCGUCGUCAAAAUUGUCUCCAUAUACCAAAUGGUAAAUAUUUUCUUGUGGAUGCGGGGUAUACAAAUGGCCCUGGAUUUUUAGCACCUUAUCGAGGGACUAGAUAUCAUCUUAAUGAGUGGAUCGGAAACACUCCUCAAAACUACAAGGAGUUAUUUAAUCUUCGUCAUGCAAGUGCAAGGAAUGUUAUUGAAAGGUCAUUUGGGGUAUUGAAGAAAAGAUGGAGUAUAUUAAGAACUCCUUCUUUUUUUGAUAUAAAAACACAAAUAAGAAUUAUUAAUGCUUGUUUCAUGCUACAUAAUUUCAUAAGAGAUGAACAACAUAGUGAUCCAAUUUUGGAAGCCCAAGACUUGGAACUUUUAUCUAUUGUUGAUAAUGAGUUAAUCAAUCAACAAAUGGAAAGAGUCACAAAUAAUAUUGGAGAUGAAGUCACAACUAUCCAAGCAACUGAGGAAUGGACAAGAUUCCGUGAUACUUUAGCAAUGAAUAUGUUUGCCACCUAUCAAAUAAGAAGAAACUUUGAUUAGAGAGAUGUUUUUAGUGGAUUUGGAUUUUGUUUCUUAUGUGUAAUUGACUCUAUACUCAUGUAUGUGUGAUACUUUGGAUUUUUGUAUUUCAUAAUACUUUGGAUUUUGUUUUCUUUCUAUGUGUAGUUAAUUUUAUACUUUC
Glycine soja is the source of this 1523-nucleotide messenger RNA. Its product is annotated as protein ALP1-like. Bases 125 to 1381 code for a protein of 418 amino acids. Lineage: Eukaryota; Viridiplantae; Streptophyta; Magnoliopsida; Fabales; Fabaceae. The record is from RefSeq and is a predicted model, not a curated record. The transcript is spliced from 3 exons.